ACAGAACGGAAGAAACUUUGGUUCAGUUGCUGGUCAAACAACUGAGUUGUCAAUCCUGCUCCUCCCAGAUGUCCCCUCCGCUAAUUCAGUGUUGUUAUGGUCAUCACGAAUGUAGUAGAUGUAUUGAAAGAUCUGAAGAAUGCUACACUUGCAAUACAAUCAGAAUAGCUAAGAGAGAUCAUUUUUUGGAAAAACUGUGUUUCAACACAAUAUUGAAAUGUUCCUUCGCCACUGAAGGUUGUAAUUUCUCAGACAAGGCAUUGCAGGUUGCAGCACAUGAAUUUGUUUGCACAUUCAAAGUCAAACAAUCCAUUGCAAAUGGUGCAUAUAACACAGUAGGAGGUGUUGUAGAUCAGCCUUCUGAGUUAGAAGACGGGGAUCAUUCGAGAACUGUUGAAGAGGGUCCUAGCAAACCGAAGGCUGGAGGUGGGAAAAAUUCGUCUGGAGAAUUGCUGGAAGACAUUGUAGCAUCUACAUUAGAAUGUCCGGUUUGCUUGACCAGAAUUUUGCCUCCGAUAACAGAGUGUCACAACGGUCAUAGGAUUUGUAUCGAUUGUUACCACAGAAUUGAAAAUUGUCCUGUAUGUCGAGGCCCAAAAUGUCUUGGUACCAACGAAUUCUUGAUGCAAAUAUUCGACAAGCUGGAAAUAAGUUGCAAAAACUCUGGAAACGGCUGCCAUAUCCGUCAAAAAGGACCAUCCAUUGUAGAUCAUGAAAUGUCAUGUGCCUUCGUUUUCGAACCGUGUCCAUUGGCAAACGGUCACGGAUGCAAAUGGAUAGGUUUGCAGACUGACCUCAUAGAUCAUUGCAAAAUAAAUCAUUCUGACGUGAUCAGUUUGAAAAGUGAAAGUGAGUGGAAAACUUACAAAUUCAAUCCGCAUCUAAAGUAUUUCCAUCUCAUUUAUGUACAUGGUGUCCUAUUCAAAUGUUGUUGGCAGAUGUUUAAAGGAUUGAAGAUAUUUUAUGUGAAACACUUAAAUAUUGGGAGCGUGAAACGAUACAAUUUUGAUAUGAAAAUCUUGAUGACUGAACGUGGUUGUGUAGCUCACCUUUCCGGAGGUUUUUCACAUCCUGUGAAAAGUCUCAGUAUUCCGAUUACGACUAGGAGCUAUAUACGUAUAAAUCAAUCAAUUAUUCCGAAUCUUUGUGACAGUGAUGGUAUUCUUUCCUAUACUGUAACAAUCAAUGAAUGCUGAAAGGAUUCGAAUGUUCCGAAAUCUCGAUAAUCAAUUAUUUUCAUAGAAACUGUUGGCAUGUAUUUUGAAAUUUUAAUAAAUAUUGAA
This is a messenger RNA of Leptinotarsa decemlineata (Colorado potato beetle), 1283 nucleotides long. RefSeq lists its product as uncharacterized. Gene Ontology annotation, molecular function: zinc ion binding; ubiquitin conjugating enzyme binding; ubiquitin protein ligase activity. Gene Ontology annotation, biological process: proteasome-mediated ubiquitin-dependent protein catabolic process; multicellular organism development. The record is from RefSeq and is a predicted model, not a curated record. Lineage: Eukaryota; Metazoa; Arthropoda; Insecta; Coleoptera; Chrysomelidae. Gene Ontology annotation, cellular component: cytoplasm.